GACCACUAGAGCACUGCAAUGAUGGAACCCAGCGAUGAGGAGACUAUAGAGGCCAAUGAUGGUGCUAUGCGUCCACCAGACUCUGUCCGACCGUUAAAGGCUGGGGGCAAUGAGAAAAGUAUUUCAAUUAAUUACGCGCAUAACCAUGACCAUAGGCAAGUCGAGCUUGAUGCCGAAAAUCAAGACACAUCAACGCCAUUCGUCACCGGCAUGCGCGUUGGCCACGAAUCCAGUGGAACUCCAAACAUCAUCCUACCAUCCAGGAACAGGGGCAAAAGCAAGCUGAAUGUAAUUGAAAAUGAGGAAGAAGAAGACGGGGACGAAGAGAACACUCUCACUGCCGAUGCUCAGGUAAUGCUCGAGCAGGCAUCCAGUACCCUUGGCAUAGCCACCAAUCCCGAGACAUCUACAGGCGAGCCCAAGGCAUCUCCAGAAGAGCCCGACGCUCCAAUCGCGGCGGUGCAGAGCAGGACUUUACACGUCAAGAAGUUCGCUAAACGUCUCGACCACUACGGUCCCAUCCGCAAGGACGAUCUUCCGGACGGCAAUGUCAGAGCUGAGCUUGAGGUUGCUAAGGAGUACAACGUCCGGGCAGUUGUCGUCCGCCCUGAUUGCGUGAAGCUUGCGUGCGAGGUCCUCGCGGAUACCGAUAUAAUUGUUUGUGCAAUCAUCGGUUUCCCCUUCACCUUUGAUGAGUCCGUUGAAGGUCGAUGUAGGGAAGCAGUCGAGGCCAUCAAAGAUGGCGCCGAGGAAAUUGAGUUGAUACCCUGCCAUCACCUUAUGGUGUUUCGGCAGUGGGCCAACGUCUAUUGGGAGGUCAGCAUGAUCCACGGGGUUGUCAAGGACCUGAAAGCGACCAUGAACGUCUUGUUUGAGGACAAUCUGCUCCAAUUUCGCGAUCGUUACGAUAUGGGCCGCCUUUGUGGCCAGAGCGAUGUGCCUUGCGUUGGAGUCUGGCCCGGAACGUCAGAGGCGCUACAGGAUGAUUAUACCAGCCGGAAGAAGCUGGCUAAGCACAUAUACCAAUUGCGACAUGGUCUGGCAGGCCGCUCACUUGCAAAGGUAGCUUAUGCGCUCUAUGAUAUCGAGGAUGCGGUGUUCCUCCUAGCGAGCGGCGUAGAUCGAAUUGGAACGAUCGACAUAGCCAUAAUAAUGGAAGAAGCGGCGGGAUGGGCUGAUUUGGAAACGCCAUUGGAGGUGCGUGUUGGCGAUUGUUUGUACAAGGUCACCUUCAAGAAAGAUGACGGCGAUUAUGAGUAGGAUUAUGAGGACCAGCAACAGUCACACGACAGCACUGAUUAGAAUGCCAUAAAAUAUACACAAAGCAUCAAUGGGC
Molecule: messenger RNA, 1336 nt
Organism: Truncatella angustata
Lineage: Eukaryota; Fungi; Ascomycota; Sordariomycetes; Amphisphaeriales; Sporocadaceae
Exons: 1
Coding region: 19-1260 (413 amino acids)
Biological process (GO): deoxyribonucleotide catabolic process; carbohydrate catabolic process
Cellular component (GO): cytoplasm
Molecular function (GO): deoxyribose-phosphate aldolase activity
Source: RefSeq, a predicted model, not a curated record